Molecule: messenger RNA, 1482 nt
Organism: Raphanus sativus (radish)
Lineage: Eukaryota; Viridiplantae; Streptophyta; Magnoliopsida; Brassicales; Brassicaceae
Product: replication protein A 70 kDa DNA-binding subunit C-like
Exons: 11
Coding region: 1-1482 (493 amino acids)
Biological process (GO): DNA recombination; DNA replication; DNA repair
Cellular component (GO): nucleus
Molecular function (GO): DNA binding
Source: RefSeq, a predicted model, not a curated record
AUGUCUAUCAAUCCUGUUUCCGAUGUUAAGCCGUUUAAGACCAUGUGGAAGAUCAAGGUGAAGGUUAUCCGGUUGUGGAAACAAUACUCAGCCGCUGCUGGUGAAACCAUCGAAAUGGUUCUUUGCGAUGUUACGGGUGAUAAGAUUCAUGCAUCGGUGAAGAAGGAGUUGGUUGCUAGAUUCGAUCAUUUCCUAAAACAAGAAAAUUCGUUGAUGUUGAUCAAUUUUGCUGUCACUCAUUCUUUUGGUUCCUACAGAACCACUAACCAUGCAUACAGGAUUAGUUUCCUGUCAACCACCCGUGUACGACAAUAUGAGGAACUACCUGAGAAUUUGAAAGGGUUUGAGCCCGUGAAGUUCAAUGAAGUACUAGAUGGUACUGCAUCACCUGACUUCUUGGUUGAUAUAAUAGGCCAAAUCGUUGAAAUGAGUCAUAUUGAACAUGUUAACGUCAAUUGGAAAGACACGGAGAAGAUCUCUAUAGAGCUGCGAAAUUCUCAUGAUGAAAAACUUCCUGUCGUUUUGUGGGGUAAAUUCGCUUGUGAUGUUAAUGACGCGAUGCAAGUUCGAGAUAAACAUUGUACCAUUUUGGUUUUGCGAUUCGGGAAAAUCAAAGAGUGGAAAGAAGCAAUAAGUGUCAGCAAUGCCUACAAUGUUAGUGAAAUUGGAUUGAAUUUACCAUGGGCUGAAGUGGAAAAUUUCAGUGCAAGUUUGCCUAAGGAUGACCUUCCUUUAGCAAUUGUCGAGUCCAAGUAUGCAGCUACGGGAAAAGGUGUUUCGGAUAAAGAUGAUUUCUUUAUACAUACUCCAAGAAAAAACCAUUGCAGAAGUGAAGGAAACAAAACAGGUCAAUUGCCGAUCAAUGAUGAUGAUGGUAAUGACGACGAUGAUCUGAAUCACGUAUACUAUUGUGUCAAGUGUGAUAGUUACAAUCCGGUGAUUGUUCCAAGGUAUAAGUUGCAUUUGAUUGUGCUUGAUAGCACAAACAACACUAAGUUGAUGGUGUUCGAUAAUCUUGCUGUGCAACUCCUCAAUAUGCCAUGCUUAAAGAUAGUUGGUCCGUCAAACUUAAAAGAGAUCGAGGAAACCAAUGUGGUUCCUCCGGCUCUUAACACCAUCAUUGGUAAAACGUGCUUAUUCAAAAUUCAAAUUGAAAGGGAGAACUUUGUCUACAAACAUGAUACGUACAAGGUUCUGAAGAUGAUCACUAACACAAAUUUGAUUACGGAUUUUGAAGAAAGUACCUCUCCAGUUGUAAGCGAGGAAGGUUUACUUCAUGAUGUGGAUACUCAAUCAUCUGCACCUGAGACCUCAGUUGCUAAUCAAACAUCAGAUCAGUCGGAGUCUUUCUAUCUGACUCCUGCUAAACGAAUUAGGGCAGUGAACACUGAAUUGGAUGACCUUGCUCAAGACGAGAGUUCUGUUACAAGGAAUGCCGGUUCCGUGAACAUUAAGAAGGAAAAGUUUGCUAAAAGUGGCUGA